Molecule: messenger RNA, 843 nt
Organism: Chiloscyllium plagiosum (whitespotted bambooshark)
Lineage: Eukaryota; Metazoa; Chordata; Chondrichthyes; Orectolobiformes; Hemiscylliidae
Source: RefSeq, a predicted model, not a curated record
AAAGCGCUUGUGACAAUGUCUGGAAGAGGAAAGGGCGGUGGGAAAGGUCGUGCCAAGGCGAAGUCUCGAUCGUCCCGGGCUGGCCUGCAAUUCCCGGUGGGCCGUGUUCACAGGCUCCUGAGAAAGGGUAACUAUGCUGAGCGUGUGGGUGCCGGAGCGCCGGUCUAUCUGGCUGCGGUGCUGGAGUAUCUGACGGCUGAAAUCCUGGAGCUGGCCGGCAACGCGGCCCGGGACAACAAGAAGACCCGCAUCAUCCCCAGGCACCUGCAGCUGGCCGUGCGCAACGACGAGGAGCUCAACAAGCUGCUGGGAGGGGUGACCAUCGCUCAGGGCGGGGUGCUGCCUAAUAUCCAGGCCGUGCUGCUGCCCAAGAAAACCUCCGCUGCGGGAUCUGCUAAAAAGUGAAGAGACUAUUCUUGAAUCUGACAACCCAAAGGCUCUUUUAAGAGCCACUCACAGCAUCUGUGAAAGGAGCUGAAAUCUUUGUCGGGUUGAAUUACUUUCCUUUUAAUUUGUAGAGCUCUGGCCGUUGUACCUGACAUCGCUAAAUUUCUAUUUCCUUUUUAUUAGAUACUGUUACUGUCUGUGGGAGUAGAGGAAGAUUAUAUCAUACAAUACGAUUGGAAGGGUGUCUGGAACUACAUUAUUUCUCAUUGCACGGUCACUGCCUCAAUGAUCUUUGUUUGAUCAAUGUUCUGUGUGUUUAGAAUAGUGUCACGGAUGUUCGCGAUCGGGUUUGGCUUAACAUUUCCUUUAACUGCAUCAAUGAACUGAAUUCUCCCACUGUCUCUGCAGCAUUCACCUCUGCAAUUUAUUCUCUGCUCGAUUCAUCCCCACUCUUAU